Amphiprion ocellaris (clown anemonefish) is the source of this 4188-nucleotide messenger RNA. RefSeq names its product MAX network transcriptional repressor a (gene mnta). The transcript is spliced from 6 exons. Gene Ontology annotation, molecular function: protein dimerization activity; DNA-binding transcription factor activity, RNA polymerase II-specific; RNA polymerase II cis-regulatory region sequence-specific DNA binding. The record is from RefSeq and is a predicted model, not a curated record. NCBI's taxonomy places the organism in Eukaryota, Metazoa, Chordata, Actinopteri, Pomacentridae. Gene Ontology annotation, biological process: regulation of transcription by RNA polymerase II. Bases 191 to 2044 code for a protein of 617 amino acids.
UACUUUGAGCGCCAUCUUGUUUGUAACUCUUCUACGUAAGUGGCAGAGUUUCUACUGAGGGGGUAUCCGAUUACUCUUUUUUCAGCUCCAGACUGGGAACCUCUCCCUGUAGUGCACACAGGCGCAUAUCCCGGUCGCUUGAGCGUUUUUCUCGACAAAAUCAAGCCGAGCCCUUUGUAAGUGGACAGAAAUGAGCAUCGAAACGCUCCUGGAAGCAGCCAAGUUUUUGGAAUUGCAAGCCCAGCAACAACAGAAAGCACGUGAGGAUGAACUGAAGGAAAGCCUGCGUCUGCAGCAGCUGACAGAGCAGAGGCACACAGAUCUGAACUAUAACUCAACAAUCCACAUCAACAAUGUUUCUAAAGCAGAGGAGCUCCGCACUGAGUGCCGCCCAGUGCCCAUACCACCCUCCUUGCCUCCUCCCUCCAUGCCCAUUACUGUCAUCCCUAUCCCUGUGGUCACCCCCAACCCAACAGGCUCACCCACUCUGCCUGUUUCCACACUCUCCCCUCCAGCUGCUCCUCCGCUGGCCUCCCCAAAAGGAGAUCCUCACUUUCCUCAGGAGCAAAGUGCUGCAGCCCUCCUGUGCUCUCCACAACCUAAACCUGACCAUCCAACUGUGUUGACCGCCAAUCACAAGCAGCCGAUACAGAACCACCACCAUCACACACAGCUCAUCGCCCAAACCAACAACACUAAACUGCAGCAGCAGACACAUCAGCAGCUGGUUCGGCGCUAUCCUGGUUCCAUCGUCUCACCUCCACAGCAACAUGCCUUACUCCCUCAUUCGGGCCCUGUGCUUCAGCAGGCUCCCCUACAGAACAGCCCCGUCAGCCGGGGGAGUCCCCCUGACGAUGGCCGCCACCUAGACAGCAAGAAGAGACCUGGAGGGGCAGGCACAAGAGAAGUGCAUAACAAGCUUGAGAAAAACAGACGAGCACACCUAAAGGAGUGUUUUGAGACGCUGAAAAAGAACAUCCCGAACAUUGAUGAGAAGAAAACCUCCAAUCUGAGUGUGCUACGAAGCGCGCUGAGAUACAUUCAGACAUUAAAGCGCAAAGAGAAGGAGUAUGAACAUGACAUGGAGCGACUGGCCAGAGAGAAGAUCGCCACCCAACAGCGACUAUCAGAGCUGAAGAACGAUCUGAGCCAGUGGAUGGAUGUGAUUGAGAUUGACCGCGUCCUCCGUCAGACAGUACAGCCAGAGGAGGACCAAGCCUCGACCUCCACAGCCUCAGAAGGCGAAGACGUUAUGGAUGACGACCCAGAUGAAGAGACAGCACCAAGAACGCCAACUGCCUUACCCGUCGUGCCUCAAACCAUGAAACCUGAGCUGCACAAGACUGCAACACCCACUCAGACCCUGACACCCACCACCACCACUACCUCCUUCAUCACCCAACACAUUUCCAUGCAGCAAAAAGCCCCUCUGCAGCAGCCCCAAGCCCAGCCCCAGGCCCAGCCCCUACCAGUUACUCCUCCACAGCCACUGCCCAAGCCUGUACUCACAGCCACUACAUCCAGCACUCCCACUACUCCCAGUCAGCCUCUGAUCCCCACCCAGACACAGAUGGUGACCGCACCCAGUCUGCACCCCACAGUUAUUGCCCACGCUUCAGUGUCCCAUCCCUCAGUCAUCCAGGCAGUCAACCAUGUCAUCCAGGGAGGGGGUCCCAAACACAUUGCCCACCUUGCUCCCUCCACCACCAGCUCUGUGCAGUUAGCCCCUGGCCACCAGCCCAUUGGUCACAUCACCGUGCACCCAGUGGCUCACCUGAGCCAGCAUUUACCUGCCCUCUACCCUCAACCAGUGGCUGUCACACAGCCAGCUGUGGUGGGUCACAUCACUCACACACUAAACCACCCCCACCCACAGGUGAACGGCACUGCACCCACCCAGUCAGCCACCAUCAUUGGUAAGCAGACAACAAUGAGCACCCAAAUGAUGGCACACCACCCACAGCUGGUGGGUCAGACAGUUCUUAACCCUGUGACAAUGGUGACCAUGCCCUCCUUCCCCAUCAGCACUCUGAAGUUGGCCUGAGCAUUGCCAACAGGACCACCAGGACCUUCAGGCUGCUGACAGAGACGACCCCCCGAAUGGGGUGAACCAUGGGCCUCGGAUCAGGCCGUCAGUCCACCAUAAGGGCGGGAGAGCUGCUGGAGACCUUCACUAUCAUUCAGAAGCAUUACAGCAGACAGAAAGCCGGGAACAAUCAGACAAACUGCACACCUCUUUCUAUACGAGUCUACCAGUGUCCUGAAAACUUGAUCCAGAAUGUAGGACGUACCAGACUGCAUGUGGUUUGUAGUCGUUAUGCGUAUGUGCUAAUACACAGUGGGUAGAUGUGCAGUUUGAGGCUCUCACUUGCCACUCAUUGUUGAAGAUAAUGGAGCAGUAGUUAUUUUCACAUGAGCUAAACAGAAACAGCUUCAUAUAGGGAAAUGUUUUGCUGCCAGUACGAAGUCCAGACAGUGUAGGAUCAGAGGGUUGAACCGUCAUACCCAGCACACUGAGAAUGUGAUGUUGAGGAGCUCCUCCUCCCCAGCAGUGCUGCAGGGCUGGAGCUAAAUCAUGGACUGAACUGUCCCCUGCACUGGAGCCACAGGCCUCAGGGAUGGUGCAUACAGCAAUACCUCCCCCUGCUGGCUGUUUGUGCUCAAUGUAAAACAACUAUCUGUGAUGAGGAAAAAAUAUAGUUCAGUGAAGUAUAAUGCUGAUGGAUAUCAAUCUCACCGCAGCAACUUACAGUAAAAGAAUAUGCAGUGUUUUCAGGUUUUGGUUUGUAAUGUUGGAAUUAAAGGACAAUCAAAUUAUUACUUAUCUUUAUUAUUUGUCACUCAAACAUACUGGCGGUUGUUCACAGAGCACACGUACAAGUUAGUGUUUAGGAAAAAAGUUUUUGUCUCAGCUGCUAUUAUAUUCUAAAUUUUGCCAAAUAUCUACAUGCUCCCUUGAUGUAAACACAGCAGGCAGAGGUGACUUUAUAUACUUUGUCGGAAAUGAAAACUCGGUCUAAUUCUACAAGGUGAGAUAAGGGCAGCAAGUUCAGAGAUGUUGAAUGUAAACACAGAAAAGGUCCAUAAAAUAAAGUGUAUCUAUGCUGUCUUGUAGUGCAAAUGGUAGUAGGAUUGUGUGCCUGCAUGCUGUGAAUGCAUGUCAUAACUGUGUUGAUUUAGUGAUUGCUAUGAAUGCGAGGACCUAUAGCAGCGCUUUCUGUUGUUAGAGUAGCUGGUGUAGGAAUGUACAAGAUUCUGUGGCGCAGAUUUUAAGCUCUGUUAUCCAUAACUUUGGGUGGGGAUUGGUACAAAGUGACUUGAACAACCAACAUAAAUCCAAGUAAUGUGUGUUUAUUCAAGCCUACCCUUUUGCAAAGCCAGCACUGUGAAAAUAUCUACAAGUCUCAAUGAGCAGCCGACCUGCAUUUUAACAUAGCACUUAGCAGAAGAGCAAAACACUGUGCUCUCCUAAUUUAAUCUGAAUGUACUGAUCUGUGACAGAAUUUCGAGUAGCACACUCAGCAGAAGUUAAACCCUUUUUUUAAAAAAAAAAAAAAUGCGAUUACUUUAUUAAUGUAUCAAGUGUAUGUAAAGUGUACCAUUUAAAACUGAUUUUGUAUUUUAAGAUUUACCGUUGCUUGUUUCAUCUGGAGAAUAACUUCUUCUGUUUUAAUGUAAAUUUUAUAAUAUAGCUUCUUCGUUUUUUCUGGGACCAUGUACAGUGCUGUAUAUGAGGGGGUGAUAUCUACACAGACCUCUCCCGCUGUUGAUAUCACAUUUGGCCAUUUUGGAAAGUAUUCACCCCUUAACUUUUUCGUACUUUGUUCUGAUACGAUAUGAGCAGGGACAUUGCUUUUUUUUAAAGAACUCAUUUAGUGCAAAGAUGAAUUACCCCAUUUUUCCACUUUAAGACUUCAUGCAAGUGAUCUUGAGCUGUUGUAUUUUGAAAUCAUAUUGUAUUAAAACAAAAUGUAUGAAAGUUAACAGGGAUACACAUACUUGAAGAAGCAACAAUAUACUUGUGUGUUUUUCCCUAUGGAGAAAGUUUAAGGUGUAUAUAGCCUGUAAAUGUUGGGCUGCAUUUAGAUCUAACUGUAUUAUGUAAAAAGCUGGGGAAGAUAUGUAAAAUUUAUUAAAAAAAAAAAAAAUUUAAAAAGUAUACUUAAUAAAUUGUAUUAUGUUUACAAA